This is a messenger RNA of Macaca mulatta (Rhesus monkey), 5103 nucleotides long. Lineage: Eukaryota; Metazoa; Chordata; Mammalia; Primates; Cercopithecidae. The record is from RefSeq and is a predicted model, not a curated record.
GUAGUUAGAGCAAGAAGAUGGUGUUUCCGUCCCUCAAACGGUCCCUUGCAACCAUGUCAUUUCUACUUUCCUCACUGUUGGCUCUCUUAACUGUGUCCACUCCUUCAUGGUGUCAGAUCAGUGAAGCAUCUCCAAAAGGUAGUAAUGGGAUGCCAUUUCCUUGGAAUAAAAUACGACUUCCUGAGUAUGUCAUCCCAGUUCAUUAUGAUCUCCUGAUCCAUGCAAACCUUACCACGCUGACCUUCGGGGGAACCACGGAAGUAGAAAUAACAGCCAGUCAGCCCACCAGAACCAUCAUCCUGCAUAGUCACCACCUGCAGAUAUCUAGGGCCACCCUCAGGAAAGGAGCUGGAGAGAGGCUAUCAGAAGAACCGCUUCAGGUCCUGGAACACCCUCCUCAGGAGCAAAUCGCGCUGCUGGCUCCCGAGCCCCUCCUUGUCGGGCUCCUGUACACAGUUGUCAUUCACUAUGCUGGCAAUCUUUCGGAGACUUUCCACGGAUUUUACAAAAGCACUUACAGAACCAAGGAAGGGGAACUGAGGAUACUUGCAUCAACACAAUUUGAACCCACUGCAGCUAGAAUGGCCUUUCCCUGCUUUGAUGAACCUGCCUUCAAAGCAAGUUUCUCAAUCAAAAUUAGAAGAGAGCCAAGGCACCUAGCCAUCUCCAAUAUGCCACUGGUGAAAUCUGUGACUGUUGCUGAAGGACUCAUAGAAGACCAUUUUGAUGUCACUGUGAAGAUGAGCACCUAUCUGGUGGCCUUCAUUAUUUCAGAUUUUGAGUCUGUCAGCAAGAUAACCAAGAGUGGAGUCAAGGUUUCUGUAUACGCUGUGCCAGACAAGAUAAAUCAAGCAGAUUAUGCACUGGAUGCUGCGGUGACUCUUCUAGAUUUUUAUGAGGAUUAUUUCAACAUACCGUAUCCCCUACCCAAACAAGAUCUUGCUGCUAUUCCCGACUUUCAAUCUGGUGCUAUGGAAAACUGGGGACUAACAACAUACAGAGAAUCUGCUCUAUUGUUUGAUGCGGAAAAGUCUUCUGCAUCAAGUAAGCUUGGCAUCACAAUGAUUGUGGCCCAUGAACUGGCCCACCAGUGGUUUGGGAACCUGGUCACUAUGGAAUGGUGGAAUGAUCUUUGGCUAAAUGAGGGAUUUGCCAAAUUUAUGGAGUUUGUGUCUGUCAGUGUGACCCAUCCUGAACUGAAAGUUGAAGAUUAUUUCUUUGGCAAAUGUUUUGAUGCAAUGGAGGUAGAUGCUUUAAAUUCCUCACACCCUGUGUCUACACCUGUGGAGAAUCCUGCUCAGAUCCGGGAGAUGUUUGAUGAUGUUUCUUAUGAUAAGGGAGCUUGUAUUCUGAAUAUGCUAAGGGAGUAUCUUAGUGCUGAUGCAUUUAAAAGUGGUAUUGUACAGUAUCUCCAGAAGCAUAGCUAUAAAAAUACAAAAAACGAGGACCUGUGGGAUAGUAUGGCAAGUAUUUGCCCUACAGACGGUGUAAAAGGGAUGGAUGGCUUUUGCUCUAGAAGUCAACAUUCAUCUUCAUUCUCACAUUGGCAUCAGGAAGGGCUGGAUGUGAAAACCAUGAUGAACACUUGGACACUGCAGAAGGGUUUUCCCCUGAUAACCAUCACAGUGAGGGGAAGGAAUGUACACAUGAAGCAAGAGCACUACAUGAAGGGCUCUGAAGGCGCCCCGGACACUGGGUACCUGUGGCAUGUUCCAUUGACGUUCAUCACCAGCAAAUCAGACAUGGUCCAUCGAUUUUUGCUAAAAACAAAAACAGAUGUGCUCAUCCUCCCAGAAGAGGUGGAAUGGAUCAAAUUUAAUGUGGGCAUGAAUGGCUAUUACAUUGUGCAUUACGAGGAUGAUGGAUGGGACUCUUUGACUGGCCUUUUAAAAGGAACACACACAGCAGUCAGCAGUAACGAUCGGGCGAGUCUCAUUAACAAUGCAUUUCAGCUCGUCAGCAUUGGGAAGCUGUCCAUUGAAAAGGCCUUGGAUUUAUCCCUGUACUUGAAACAUGAAACUGAAAUUAUGCCCGUAUUUCAAGGUUUGAAUGAGCUGAUUCCUAUGUAUAAGUUAAUGGAGAAGAGAGAUAUGAAUGAAGUGGAAACUCAAUUCAAGGCCUUCCUCAUCAGGCUGCUAAGGGACCUCAUUGAUAAGCAGACGUGGACAGAUGAAGGCUCGGUCUCAGAGCGAAUGCUGCGGAGUCAGCUACUCCUCCUCGCCUGUGUGCGCAGGUAUCAGCCGUGUGUACAGAGGGCAGAAGGCUAUUUCAGGAAGUGGAAGGAAUCCAAUGGAAACUUGAGCCUGCCUAUCGAUGUGACCUUGGCAGUGUUUGCUGUGGGCGCCCAGAGCACAGAAGGCUGGGAUUUUCUUUAUAGUAAAUAUCAGUCUUCUUUGUCCAGUAUUGAGAAAGAACAAAUUGAAUUUGCCCUCUGCACAACCCAAAAUAAGGAAAAGCUUCAAUGGCUACUAGAUGAAAGCUUUAAGGGAGAUAAAAUAAAAACUCAGGAGUUUCCAGGAAUUCUUGUACUCAUUGGUAGGAACCCAGUAGGAUACCCACUGGCCUGGAAAUUUCUGAGGAAAAACUGGAACAAACUUGUACAGAAGUUUGAACUUGGCUCACAAUCCAUAGCCCACAUGGUAAUGGGUACAACAAAUCAAUUCUCCACAAGAACAUGGCUUGAAGAGAUGAUCCUGAAGCUGACCCAACAGGAUGAAAAUCCAUCAGAAUCUCAGACUGCAGCACUAAAUAUGCUUUGAUGCUACAUCAAAAGGAAUGGAAGCAUAGCUGACUUCACUAAAGUUACUUCAUCUCCAUCUAGCAAAUGAGGCACUGUUCUCAAGCAAAGGAGAUGGGGAUCUGGUUUAGGGCAAUCCCUUUAUAAUUUGAUGUUCUGUGGUCUCCUCGGUAAUGUAUAAUUUGGUAUUGCACAGGUGAUUAGUCAAGGAAGUCUGGAAAAGCUUUGGUCCCACAGCCUUGCCUCACAGCAUGUAAAUAAUUAAAACAAUAUUGAUGCUGAGGUUCUUCUACAGCUGGUAUGAAACUGACAAAUUUUUACUGGUGUGAAUUGGGAAGAAAACAAUGCUAUUCUAUGACAUGUUGUAAAAUGUUGGUAAAAUGUUUGUAGAAGCUCAAACAAAACAAUUCCAUAAAAUACACUUGAGGUUAAAUAAUGGGUAGUAAAUUAUAGAAUGUAUAAGAAAAAAUAGGAGAAAAUCAAUUAUCAGGAAAGCUAAAGAACUUUUCAAAUCUAGUAAUUCGAAUAUAGACACAAUGCACUUUAUUGUACUUUCAAUUCUUAUAAAGCGACGAUAUUAAGGUCCUUGACUAUGUGUACAAUGUUUUCACAUAUAUUGUUUCAUUUAAUAAUAUCAAAGUUAAUCUCUGCCAUCUCCCUAAAUCAUCAGUCUCGGCUCUUCUGAACUAGAAGGUGCCUGAUCUUCCUAAUAAUUCUGCCUAUUUUCAUUUGCUUUAAACAGGUGCCCUAUUUUCUUUCUAGUUGUGGCUGCACAAAAAGAAAUAUUUAUCUCCCAAACAAGAUGUGCUGCUUACCGAAGUAUCACGGGGUGGGGCUCCAGUGUGGGUGGUUGAAGCUGGGGUUUGGGAAACCACUUCAGAGAUGGCAGCAGCAAGUUUAGCAUCUUCAAAUUUCUUUUAUGGAAAAAAAUUUUAUGAGUGACAUGUUGUAUAUAAAAUUAUGACCACAAUGCCAUCACUUAACUAUAACUCUUAAAGAUAGCUUAAUGACUGUUUAUUCUCUUGAUACAAAUAGACUCAUAACAUAUAAUUUUAGAAGAAAUUUAAACUCUUCUCUAUUGUAUUAUUUUAUACAAUUUCCUAUUUCUAUUUCCUUCUCAUAUUGAUUAUUCUAAAUACUAUGCAAUAAUAUAAUAACUUAGAGUUCCAUGGUUUGUUUACACAUCUCCUGUUGUACAUUUAGGUUAUUCAAAGUUUUUAGCUCUUUUAAAAUUGCUCUGAGUAAGUUCUAGUGAGUAAGUUAUGGUGCUGGCUAUAUUUUGCCAAACUGCCCUCUCAGAUGUUGCUAGGAAUUCAUACUGCGAAAAGCGAUGAAUACGCAUGCCUGCUUUCCUAUGGCCUUGCUUGCCAGAAUUUGACUUUUAUGACGUAUUUUUAUUUCUGAUAAUCAGUGUAAAAUGAUAUACUACUAUUGCUUGUAUAUUGUGGUAUAUGGUGUCAGGUUUCAGGGUUUUUUUUUCAAUGUUAAAUAUUAUUCUAGCAACUUUCUGAAAUAAUUUUUGUUUAAAAAAUAUUGAAUAUUUGCUUCAUUUCAAAUACUCCCUUUUGACAGAAACCUUAGGUAUAACUGUUGAUGAAAAACCAGAAAAAAGUCCAGAACUCUUUGGUGACUCCAACUAUGGAUAGCUUAUUUUGAAAAAAGAGAAUUGUAAAUUUUACCGAAAGAUGGAGAAAAGCACAUUACAACGAUACCAACAUUCAGAAAUUUAUUGCAGCAUGUUAUUAUUGGAGAUCAUUUCAACUAAUUUAGAUAACUAUAAGAUACUUAUUGUCCAUUUAUACCCUGUAAAGCAGUUUUAGAAUGUAAUAUUUUAGGUAAUCUAAAAUGUACUAAAUUCAUUUUCAGUUAUGAGAAAUCUUUGCUUAUAUGACAAAUGAAAAGAAUAACAAGUUGUCAAAUGAAAAGAAUGACAUAUUGAAACAUUUGUAUUGUCUCUUCUUAAUCUAUCUGAUUGACUUAUUAUUUAAGCCUUUUAAUACUAAGUAUGAAACAACCUAUGGUCUGGAAAUUUGUUUUGCAAAGCUAUAUGUACAUGUUAUUUAGUUCAUCUAACACUACACAAAAGCAUAAGAUGAUUUUUCACUCUUUUUAAAAAUACUAAAUCAUAUAUGUCCAUUUCUCAAUUUUUCCAAUGAUUAUGCUUUGAUCAACAUUAUUGUAUUUUCUAUUUAUUAUUACUGUAUAACAUAUGCUAGUGUUUAGUUGGAUUAAUCUUACCUAAAAGUAUUGAAAAACGCUUUUCAGUAUUUUUUUCAAAUUUUAUACAUUUAUUUUUCAAAUAUAUCAUUGAAUAAUUUUAUUGAGUUAUAAAAAGUAUCUUAUUGCUAUUUAAUAAAAAAUUAACA